Molecule: messenger RNA, 447 nt
Organism: Caenorhabditis briggsae
Lineage: Eukaryota; Metazoa; Nematoda; Chromadorea; Rhabditida; Rhabditidae
Exons: 4
Coding region: 1-447 (148 amino acids)
Source: RefSeq, a predicted model, not a curated record
AUGAACAGAUCCCUCUCUACUUGUAUCCCAACCCAACUCAAAGACCAAAAUCCAAUUGCUGUGCCAGCGUGUCCAGCCGGAUCCCGCCCACUUUUAAGACCAGAUGGCCAACCCAGAAAAUGCCUUCCACACCAGAAUUCCCUCUGUAUUAAUGCCCUUCCAGACAAGCCAAACGCCGAUACCGUAUGCUGCUACCAUAACCAAGUGGACUACUACUGUUGUCUGGACACCACCGAAGAGCAAUGUCCCGACUAUCAUCAGGUUACUGUAGUGAUUCACAACAGUUUCCCACAGAAUCCAUUCGCGUUGAAGAGCUUCUUUUUCAAGGAUGGCAUUGAGGAUGAUAUAAUUGAUGCAACAUUUGGCAGGGGUGAUGAGGGACUCCAGAAUGAGAAUGGUCUUCUGGUACGUCAUCAAGUUCAAGGCAAUGGGAUUUUGAAGCAGUAA